GUUCUUGAGGAAACAGAUCGUGAUCCAGAGGCGCUGGUCCCGUUCGAUCUUGUACUGAAAUUGAUUUCUUACAUUCAUCGAAGUUCGCGUGACCUUUCGGAAAGCAUAUUGGUAUUUCUUCCUGGAUGGGCUUCUAUUAGCCGAGUGACUACAUUGAUUCAACGAUCGCCUAUCGCCCGAGAGUUGUCUGUUUUACAGCUUCACUCAAGUUUAACGGCAUCAGAACAACAAAGAGUGUUUUACCGAGCCCCUAAACGGUAUAGAAAGGUGGUACUUUCUACCAAUAUUGCAGAAGCAAGUGUAACCAUUGAUGAUAUUGUAUUUGUUAUUGAUAGCUGCUUAACAAAAGGCACAUCAUAUGAUGCGAAGGGAAAUACUUCCGUUCUCAAGGCCACAUAUAUCAGUAAGGCGAAUGGUAUGCAGCGUCGUGGUAGGGCUGGGCGCUGUAGAGCAGGGGUAUGCGUUCAUCUUCUUCCUAGGACUGCAUAUGGAGAACUUCCAGAAUUUCUUUUGCCAGACAUUAUGAGAUCUCCACUGGAAGAGGUUUGCUUACACGUAAAGGCAUUGAAGCCAGAUGAAGGCUGUGCGAAGGUGUUGAGCCGUGCUAUGGAUUCUCCACCAGGAGAUUCCAUAGAACAUGCAAUUAGGUUUUUGAAGGAUAUGGGUGCCUUUACCUAUGAAAAAGAGCAAUUGACAAACCUUGGUAGGGCGCUCUCAAAGCUUCCUAUACAUCCGCUGUUGGGUAAAAUGCUUCUUGCGGCUGCAUGUCUAGGCGUUUUGGAGCCAAUCGCAACGAUUGCUGCCUUUCUUUCUGGGAAAUCACCAUUUAUUAAACCCUUGCCAGAGCAGAAGAUACCCAUGCGAAAUGCGAUGAAAAACAUCGAUAAUGGUCUAUUAUCAGAUCAUUUUUGCGCCUUGAAAUUAUUUGAUGAAUGGAAAAAACUAACUGUAGUGCUGAUUACGCGAUGCAACAGUUUGCAGAUCAGACUGUGUUACGUUCAAUGGACCGAAUCCGAAACCAGUUGUUGCGUCUUGUAA
Messenger RNA from Trypanosoma conorhini, 1038 nucleotides. Its product is annotated as ATP-dependent DEAD/H RNA helicase. Gene Ontology annotation, cellular component: intracellular anatomical structure; nucleus. Lineage: Eukaryota; Euglenozoa; Kinetoplastea; Trypanosomatida; Trypanosomatidae. The annotation marks the transcript as partial. The transcript has a single exon. Gene Ontology annotation, molecular function: RNA binding. The record is from RefSeq and is a predicted model, not a curated record.